Molecule: messenger RNA, 1006 nt
Organism: Arabidopsis arenosa
Lineage: Eukaryota; Viridiplantae; Streptophyta; Magnoliopsida; Brassicales; Brassicaceae
Source: the annotation of a GenBank genome assembly
AUUUUCCUCUCCGCCUGGAAAAUUUUGGAGCUCCCAGUUGUUGUUAACAACGGUCUAGAGAUUCGUGUCUCCUGAAAUUGGAUCUGAGUUUUCUCCUUCAAGGAAUGAAGCACUCAAAGGAUCCGUUUGAAGCAGCAAUUGAGGAGGAACAAGAGGAAUCGCCACCGGAAUCACCUGUUGGCGGCGGCGGCGGCGGAGGAGGAGGAGGUGAUGGUAGUGAAGAGGGGCGAAUUGAAAUCGACCAGACUCAAGAAGAAGAUGAGAGACCUGUGGAUGUUCGCCGUCCGAUGAAGAAGGCUAAAACCUCCGUUGUUGUUACUGAAGCUAAGAACAAAGAUGAUGAUGAAGAAGAAGAGGAGGAGAAUAUGGAAGUUGAGCUCACUAAAUAUCCAACUAGUUCUGAUCCUGCUAAAAUGGCCAAAAUGCAAACCAUUUUAUCGCAAUUCACUGAGGAUCAGAUGAGUAGAUAUGAAUCUUUUAGGAGAUCUGCACUUCAAAGACCACAAAUGAAGAAGUUACUGAUAGGUGUCACCGGGAGUCAGAAGAUUGGCAUGCCAAUGAUUAUUGUUGUGUGUGGUAUUGCUAAGAUGUUUGUUGGGGAACUUGUGGAAACAGCUCGAGUUGUUAUGGCGGAAAGGAAAGAAUCAGGACCUAUCAGACCUUGUCAUAUCAGGGAGUCAUAUCGGAGACUAAAGCUUGAAGGAAAAGUGCCUAAAAGGUCAGUUCCACGGCUUUUCCGCUAGUCAGACAAGAGCCAAAGGAGAACUUGUAUCAGCCUAGACUCGGAAUUUACAAUUGCUGCGUACGGAUAAGGGUCUACAGGUUUAAGCUGGCGAGAUUUACCUAUCAGUCUCAUCAUAAAGGAGAUUUCUCUGGUGGAUUAUAUUGUUAUUUGAUGUUCUGAACUUUUGUAGUAAAUCAAUCUUUGGAUACAGACCCUUUUGUCUAGAACUGGCUGUUGUUUGGUUUACGAUUCCCAGUUUUUCAAUACAAGAUCAAUCAAUUU